CCAGAUGGAUUCAUCCCUGGAAACUGCUCUAUUAAGGAGAUCAAUGCCUUGGACUUAAUCAAAGGAAAACGAGAUUUUUGAUUUUUUUUCUUUUUCAUCUGUCGAUGGAUGGAAUUCUUUCCUGAACCGUGUCUGUGGAGAAUCUCUGCAUACCUGUUUGACAAGGAAAACUAUCUUCUGGGUCUUUUUAUGGACUGAAAGUUAUAUCUGAACUAUAUAAGGCCUAUAGCCUGCUAUAACUAUGGACCUCAUGACCUCCAGGGUUCAGUAAUGUUAGCUUUGAGCCACUUCAACUGCUCAGGCUCCCCGCUCCUCCCUUAUAUCUCUAAUGACAGUGGAGGGAAGGUGGAGGCCAAGGUGGCUGUUGAAGGGCUGUUACACCAUGGAAACCUCACCCUGUUGCAACCCACCACCAGUGGUGUUAUUGUUGUCAUAUUGUCCAUGACACUGGGUAUCAUCUCCAACAUUGUGGCCCUCUUCAUCCUGGUAAAUGCGUACUCCCUACAGCGCAGGCGCACCAAAGCCACAUUCCUACUUUUUGCCACAUCACUGGUGGUCACAGAUUUUAUCGGCCAUCUGAUCCCUGGUGCCCUGGUUCUCAGACUUUACCUCUCUGGAGGUGUGCACCCCGAGGACUUCAACUCUUCUGACAGGAUGUGUCAGUUCCUGGGUGGCUGCAUGGUGUUCUUUGGCCUGUGCCCACUCUUCAUGGGCUGUGCAAUGGCUGCUGAGCGCUGCCUUGGGGUCACUAAGCCACUGCUGCACUCAUCCCUGGUCACCAAAACCCGCACAAAGAUCUGUCUGUGUGUCAUCUGGCUGGCAGCUCUGUGUGUGGCCCUGCUCCCCUGCUUACAGCUGGGCUCUUAUACCUAUCAGGACCCAGGGACCUGGUGUUUCAUUAAAGUGCUCAGUGACACUGCAGAGUUAGAUGUGGCCUUUGUGGCUCUGUUCUCUGGACUAGGCUUGACCUCACUAACCGUGUCAUUAGUGUGUAACACCAUCAGUGGACUGACGCUGGUGCUCUAUCGGCUCAGGAGGCAACCCGGCUCCCACCACUCCGCAAAGUCCCACGACAUAGAGAUGGUGGUGCAGCUGGUUGGCAUUAUGGUCACUUCAUGUAUCUGCUGGAGCCCUCUGCUGAUCUUCGGCCUGAUGUGUGUGAUCCACUCCUACACACAAUCCAUAGGGGAGGACCUUACAGGCUAUAAGACUCUGCUGGUGAUGGGCGUGCGGCUGGCCACAUGGAACCAGAUCCUCGACCCCUGGGUCUACAUUCUGCUGCGUCGCACCGUCCUCCGCAAGAUCUACCUCAUUACUAAGUGCCAGUCCGGCCUUAGAGCUAAUAUGAUAAGCCGAUGGGAGCCGUCUUUUCACAGCUCAGAGAAGAAUGAAGUCAACCGAGUCUGAGUAGACAGAGAAACAGAUAAAGACAUUUGUUUAUGUACUCCGUCACCAGGUCAUUAAGAAUACAGAGACCUCAACAAAGAACUUUUUGAAGGAGAGAUUCACAUGGUGACAAGUGCAAGGAACUAACUUUGUGGCAGUUAUGGUGAAUAAAUGAACAAGUUUUACACAUUUCUUGGUCCAUUUAAGACUGGUCUAAAAAUGGGAGGCUAGCAAAUGCUAUGUUUUGCACAAAAUGUCAUCAUCUUUUACUGGUAAAGUGAACAUUCCUCAUUAUUAUUUUGUUGUUGGACACUUUUUGCCUCAGUUUUAUGAACGCAGUACUAGCUAGGCUCCGUCCAGACACAGAUACGUUUCUAGAAGUGAUAUUUAAAUGGUAAAUGGACUUGAGCUUGCAUAGCGCUUUUCUAGUUUCCUGAGUCCUCAAAGCGCUUUUGCACUGCAUGUUAACCUUCCCACUCACAUCCAUUGACACACAUUCACACACUGCUGGCAGAGGCUGCUAUGUACAGUGUCCAUCAGUAUUAACUAAUCCCAUUUAUACACAU
This is a messenger RNA of Labrus bergylta (ballan wrasse), 1952 nucleotides long. Its product is annotated as prostaglandin E2 receptor EP1 subtype-like. Gene Ontology annotation, biological process: adenylate cyclase-activating G protein-coupled receptor signaling pathway; inflammatory response; positive regulation of cytosolic calcium ion concentration. NCBI's taxonomy places the organism in Eukaryota, Metazoa, Chordata, Actinopteri, Labriformes, Labridae. The record is from RefSeq and is a predicted model, not a curated record. Gene Ontology annotation, cellular component: plasma membrane. Gene Ontology annotation, molecular function: prostaglandin E receptor activity; thromboxane receptor activity.